AUGACUCUCCAAAGAUGCCUCUUCCAAGCUUCAAAACAAUAUUCUUCACGGCAUAUUUUAAAAGCAAAUAUAAGACAGUCAUUCUGUGAACUACGCUACAAGUACAGUUCAAACCCUGAUAAAAAGUUCUCUGAUCGACAUGAAUGGGUUCUUGUAGAAAAAGACAUAGGUACUGUAGGAAUAAGUAAAUAUGCACAAGAAUCUCUCGGAGAUGUUGUUUUUGCACAGCUCCCAGACCCUGGAAUGACUUUAAAAGCUGGUGAUGAGUGUGGUGCGCUAGAAAGUGUUAAAGCUGCAAGUGAAAUAUACUCACCAGUCAGUGGCACAGUAACAGAGAAGAAUAAGGAGGUAGAAAAGAAACCUGGUCUCAUUAAUUCUUCAUGCUACGAUAAAGGAUGGCUAUUUAAGCUUAAACUUUCUAAACCAGAGCAAUUGCAUGAUCUUAUGAAUGAAGAACAAUAUGAAACAUUUUUGAAGACUGAUGUCGAGAAAGAUCACACAUGA
Messenger RNA from Leptosia nina, 504 nucleotides. NCBI's taxonomy places the organism in Eukaryota, Metazoa, Arthropoda, Insecta, Lepidoptera, Pieridae. The record is from the annotation of a GenBank genome assembly.